Molecule: messenger RNA, 1328 nt
Organism: Cantharellus anzutake
Lineage: Eukaryota; Fungi; Basidiomycota; Agaricomycetes; Cantharellales; Hydnaceae
Product: kinase-like domain-containing protein
Exons: 5
Coding region: 239-1129 (296 amino acids)
Biological process (GO): protein phosphorylation; signal transduction
Cellular component (GO): cytoplasm
Molecular function (GO): ATP binding; protein kinase activity
Source: RefSeq, a predicted model, not a curated record
CUUAAGGUAUUUACGUUUUCCAUUCCCAAAGAAUCUGUCUCUCCCCCUUUCCUCCUCAUUGCAUCUGUCCGUCGUUUACUGAUAUUUGGUGGUGCAUUUUCUAUCCCACUCCUCUACUUUCCGCUGGUAGACAUUAAAGCAAGACACCGAGUUGUGGAGUCGUUUAGACCAUCAGAACGUUGUUCGUUUCUACGGGUGGACAGUUUCAUUAGGAAACGAUCGAACUCUCCACAUCGAAAUGGUUUCAGAGUGGUGCAAUGGAAGGGAUGUCAAGCAAUUUCUCUCCGAGAAUCCUCAUGUCGACCGGGAUAUUAUAGUUGCUCAGAUUGCGGAUGGUUUGAACUACCUUCAUGAUUGCAACGUCAUCCAUGGGGAUAUCAGGCCUAAAAACAUUCUCUCAGUAAAAUCUCAUGGAGGUUUCUCUGUCAAGCUAUGCGACUAUCGUCUCUCGACGAUAUUCCACGAGUCGCCUAUUUUCUUGGAAAUUGCCACGGUUAUAGGCUGUCUUCGAUAUGCAUCGCCAGAAUUGCUUAUCGGCAAGGCGCUCGAUAGCCGGAACAAAAUGAGCGAUGUCUGGGCGUUUGCCUGCACUGCUGCUGAGAUACUCGAGGGCGAGACACCAUACAGCUGGAUUGGGCGUGAUACGAGCGUCCCACAAGCGGUCAUUGGAAAGGUGUUGCCUUUCGACUUCAAAGGCGGGAAUCGUAUCAGGGGAGCCAUCCAACGUUGUGUCGAGUACAGCCCGAGGGAUCGGCCAUCGAUGAAGGAGGUGAUGGAAAAAAUCAAUGAGCAUUACUUCCAGCAGAAGAACAAACAAGUAGCGAAGGUGACGCCGUGGAAUCUGCAAAUAAGGGAUGACUCUGUUCUGCAGCAGCGUAAUCUCAGCAGGCCCAACAAUUAUGGAAGGCUUGCCGAUGACAUGGGGUACAUUAGUCAACAGAGGGUAGAUCCACGGAUGAUGGGACGUCGGCCAAUGACGGGAGAACAUCGUACGGAUGACCUCAGGGGAGCGGGACAGCAAAGAAUGAUGGACGCACCAAGAGGAAGGAUGCCACAUAAGGGGACCGCGGAUCACACAAUUCACAGACAACCAGAGAUAGUGAAUCUUGACAAUUAUGAUGACGAAUAAUUAAUAAACUAUCAUACCGUGACCUGCUACACUCUAGAAAUACUGGAUAUAAAGAUGUGCAUGACACCUUGGAUGUUGCCGUCCAAGUUGCGAUUGAUACAUGGCGCGCGACUAGUGACCUUAAAAGUAAAGCGAGUUGUUCCCUUGACCAGCUCAAGCCAUGAGUUGCCAUGUAGAAUGAACAAACGGUCAUGACCGA